CCGUCUGCAACCGAACCGAUAUAUAGCCAACUCGGCCAACCGAAACCGCCACCUCUUGCUGCUGCUUGAAGACUGAAGAGAGACAAAGAUGACAAUCCCUGAAGGCCACCGCCGGCAGGCCAGGGUUCGGCCUCCAGCACGAGCUCCACCAGUUCGAAGCAGCGUGCCGUUAAAGCGGUUGUUCCGGGUGGCUUCUGUGGCUUGUGGAAUUCAGUUCGGUUGGGCAUUGCAGUUGUCUCUUCUAACGCCUUAUGUUCAGGAACUCGGAAUUCCUCACGCAUGGGCCAGCCUCGUGUGGCUUUGUGGUCCCCUCUCUGGUUUACUGGUCCAGCCCCUUGUAGGGCAUAUGAGCGACCGGUGCAAGAGCCGCUUCGGUCGUCGCAGGCCUUUCAUCGCUGCCGGAUCCGUGUCUAUCGUUGUCGCCGUUCUGAUUAUUGGACACUCUGCGGAUAUCGGUGGGAUACUCGGGGACCGAGGGGGGUCUAGGCCGCGCGCCGUUGUUGCUUUUGUUAUAGGGUUUUGGUUGCUUGACGUCGCUAAUAACAUGACUCAAGGACCUUGCAGGGCUCUCCUUGCCGAUCUUACCGGGAGUGACCAAAGGAAGACUCGCAUUGCUAAUGCAUAUUUCUCAUUGUUCAUGGCUGUUGGUAAUGUUCUCGGGUUUGCUACGGGAUCAUACAGUGGCUGGUACUCCAUUCUCCCCUUCACCGUGACAUCCUCAUGCGGUGUGAAUUGUGCCAAUCUCAAAUCUGCAUUUUUUAUUGACAUUGCUUUUAUUGCCCUCACAACAUAUAUAAGCAUCUCAGCAGCUCAAGAACUGCCUCUAAGUUCCAGCAGUAGAUCUGUCAUCUCUGAAGAUGAAAGACCAGAGCCGUCCCAUAAUGCUGAAGAAGCCUUCCUUUGGGAGUUGUUUGGAACUUUUAGAUACCUCUCUUGGCCAGUUUGGAUAAUAUUAAUUGUUACUGCUCUGACAUGGAUUGGGUGGUUUCCAUUUCUUCUCUUUGAUACUGAUUGGAUGGGCCGAGAAAUUUACAAAGGCAAGCCAAAUGAAGGGCAGAAUUAUCAUAUUGGUGUAAGAAUGGGUGCACUUGGUCUAAUGUUAAAUUCUAUUGUUCUUGGGUUGACUUCAGUUGUACUGGAGAAACUUUGCAGGAAAUGGGGGUCUGGUCUUGUUUGGGGAACAUCAAAUGUUCUCAUGUCCUUGGGCCUAAUAACUAUGCUCAUAAUCUCUCUUGUAGUGAAGAAUAUGCACUUCCACAAUGGUGAUCUUCCUCCUUAUGGUGUUGUAAUUGCUGCACUAGCUGUUUUUGCAGUUCUCGGUGUUCCAUUGUCAGUUACUUAUAGCAUUCCUUAUGCUAUGGUCUCCACACGUAUCGAGUCCUUAGGACUAGGACAAGGAUUGUCAAUGGGUGUACUCAAUUUGGCUAUUGUGAUCCCACAGGUACUUGUAUCCUUGGGAAGUGGACCAUGGGAUCAACUAUUUGGUGGUGGGAACUCACCAUCCUUUGCUGUGGGAGCAGUUGCAGCCUUUACCAGUGGACUUGUAGCCAUAUUGGCUCUCUCUCGAACUUAUACACCGAAGCCUAGGCCCCUUGUAUAAUGUAUUAAAAUGUCUUUUCUUGGGUUUGUUAUUCGAUUGACAACACCGGUUCUUACUCUAGUAUUAAGAUGCUAAGGUGAUGGCGCUUGGCAUUUGAGAUCAGGUGGUGGUAUCCUUGGGAAGUGGGUUGAGGGAUCGUCUCUUUGGUGGUGGGAACUCACCCUCCUUGUCUGUGGGUAGCAGUUGCAGCUUUUUCCAGCAGAGCUGUAGCCAUAUUGGGCUCCUUUUGACCUCACACACCGAAGCCUAGGUCCUGUGAGGUAUUAAAAUGUUCUUUUUUUUUAUUUUUAUUUGUUUCAAUAGAUCUAUUCAUUAUCACAGGAGUAUGUUACAUGGAAACUGGGAAUUUGUAAUUUAUUAAAGAAAUUUUGUAUAUAAUUAUUGUCAUCAACAAAACCAGUCACUCUUUUCUAGCAGUUUCUUCUCCAUUCAAACCACCAAGGACCCGGCUAAAGUUUUCACCAUGUGGUUAAUUGAGCCAGGACGGAGCUGUUGCUCAUUUGGAAGAUUCUCUAAUUUGCAAAUUGAGAACCAAGGUUUUGUGCCAGUUUACCCUAGAGAGAGAGAGAGGGUUACGCUCUUUCCAGUAAGGACUCUUCCAAGGGAUUAUUCAAAGUACUUACAAGAAGUGGUUUAUAUAUGCUCAUUGCCUGCACCUUGUACUGACAAAUGAUGAGCGCAUAUUUAAUGCCAGAGUAAGGGAUUAAGAACAGGGUACACAGUGAACAAUUCCAUUUAUACACAUCAAAGGAACCAAAGUUUAUAAUGCAAUGGCUAUCAUUGAAUGCUUUCUGAAGCAAGUUACCUCCCACACAUUAGGGAAUCUCUUGAAUGUGAAAGAUUCUCAUCACCUGUAAACACUACUUUAUGGCUAAUCACCGGGAAACGUAGACAGUGCACAUCUUGUUGAGGAUUAGGGGAUCACUCUUAUUGACGACUUCCAUUCCAACAAGAUAACUUGCUGGUGAUUGGGUUUAUUCCUUGAGAAGAUUUCUUCCCUUCAUCGUUCAGUCAUAAUAUGCGGAAUCCCACAGCCUAACGUGCAUGUACUGAGAGUUAUGUCAAUUGUGAUUGGUGGCCAACAGAUGGUAUGUGAAAUUAUGCUGAUUGAAACCUUGAUGGGGACAUCUCUGUAUGCUCUAGUUCAUGAAAGCUUUAGUGAUUUCAAUGGGACGGCUCUUUAUUA
This is a messenger RNA of Nelumbo nucifera (sacred lotus), 2786 nucleotides long. It is a transcript of the gene SUT4, whose product is annotated as sucrose transporter 4. The record is from RefSeq and is a predicted model, not a curated record. Gene Ontology annotation, cellular component: plasma membrane; vacuole. NCBI's taxonomy places the organism in Eukaryota, Viridiplantae, Streptophyta, Magnoliopsida, Proteales, Nelumbonaceae. Gene Ontology annotation, biological process: sucrose transport; DNA integration; transmembrane transport. Gene Ontology annotation, molecular function: nucleic acid binding; sucrose:proton symporter activity.